This is a messenger RNA of Daphnia carinata, 590 nucleotides long. RefSeq lists its product as uncharacterized. The transcript has 2 exons. The record is from RefSeq and is a predicted model, not a curated record. Gene Ontology annotation, biological process: hemocyte migration. Gene Ontology annotation, cellular component: membrane. The coding region runs from base 30 to 419 and encodes 129 amino acids. Gene Ontology annotation, molecular function: growth factor activity. Lineage: Eukaryota; Metazoa; Arthropoda; Branchiopoda; Diplostraca; Daphniidae.
CACCUGAUCUGGUCUUCCUGUUUAGCAAUAUGUCCACCUCUUUCGCCAGGUGUUGGAUCACGUUGAUUGUCUUCUUGAUCGUCGAUGGAUUCAACGUCCAGGGAGCGAUCACAACUCCAUUUGAAAAAGAAUUUUACAACGAAAUGAAUUGCACCGUGCCUCAAUCGCGAAUCGCGUACCUGGAAGAUGAAUAUGCUGAUUACAAUUCAGCGGCUAUUUACCUGCCUCACGCAGCCAUCGUGCAGCGAUGCGACAAUUCCAUCGGAUGCUGCACCAAGGACCAUUUCUACACGCCGACCAAGGAGGAAAAGGUGACGUUCACCUUCCACGAGUUCCUUAAUGGCAAUGAAGUUAAACGAGAAAUUUCGCUGACAAACCACUUACACUGCGAGUGCCAAACAAGAACGCAUUGGUUUUAACUUUUAACAACUCAUUUUCUUAUAUUUUAAACACUACGUCAUUAUGCAGCAAUUCAACGUUGACAGUAUAUCCAAUAGUCUGCUCUAACAUGUUUUAUAAAAAACAAUGAAAUUGUAAAACUUUUUUUUUUAACCUGAUGUAGCUGAAAAUAAAUUUAAUAUAACAAGUGA